GAAGAAGAAACUAGCAGCACAGUACUUCCAACAUGGCAGGCAGUAAGUUAGUGUUAGAAGGUAGAGUCAGUGUAAAUGCGUUUAUUUUAGGGCUCAGCGUUGUUGUAAUCCCUCUAAUCCGAACUUGGUUUGGACAUUUUGACUGGGUCUUUGAUUAUCUGACGGAGACUCUGGGGAAAAUUGCGAUUUGUAUCCACAUUGCAGUUAUAAACGGCCUCUUGCUCAUCAUAUACAGGGGACCUCUUUAUAAGGUCGCUGUGAGAGCCUGCUUUCUAGGACUGACUUUCGGGUGCGGCUUAAUUAUAAGCUUUUCUGAAACCACCUGGAGACAUUUCGGCUGGUACAUGUGUUCCCUGUCAUUCUUCCAUUACUCUGAAUACCUGGUGACGGCUGUCAUCAACCCUCGAAGUCUCUCUCUGGAUUCAUUCCUGCUCAACCACAGUGUAGAGUACACUCUGGCUGCUGUCUCAUCAUGGAUUGAGUUCACUGUGGAGAAGCUGACAGUUCCAGAUGCACCGUGGUCCUAUGAACCUGGUCUCCAAAGCUCUUCUCAUGACACACUCCCUCUGGGUCCCAUGAAGUGCACGCAGUCCUUCCAUUCCACCGCCAAAGGCCCCACAUUCCCCGUGAAUACAGACGGCACUCCAUGGCAUCCCCAGCACCCCAGCGCUAGCAGCUGAUCGCAGGAACACACCAAUGGACGCAACGGCCGCUCCGCUGAACUCAACAACCAACAACACAGCCAAAAACAAAAAGUCCAGGAAAAAGCAAAAUAAAAACAGCACGAAAAGACCAAAAACCAUUUCACUGGUUCAAGGCACAGAAAAAAAACAAGUCUGCAAAAAAAACAACA
Mugil cephalus (flathead mullet) is the source of this 853-nucleotide messenger RNA. It is a transcript of the gene icmt, whose product is annotated as isoprenylcysteine carboxyl methyltransferase. Gene Ontology annotation, cellular component: endoplasmic reticulum. The record is from RefSeq and is a predicted model, not a curated record. Gene Ontology annotation, molecular function: protein C-terminal S-isoprenylcysteine carboxyl O-methyltransferase activity. Gene Ontology annotation, biological process: C-terminal protein methylation. Bases 33 to 680 code for a protein of 215 amino acids. Lineage: Eukaryota; Metazoa; Chordata; Actinopteri; Mugiliformes; Mugilidae. The transcript is spliced from 4 exons.